AUGUACAAUAAAAAUUCAAGCACAAGCACAAUAGCUUAUAAAAACAUGAUUAAUCUAAAUAAUAGUAACAAUAAUAGGAAUACAAGGGAGGGUGACGGUGAUAAUAAAAAAAUUCUGGAUUUAAGGGCAGGUAAUGAUGGUGGAAAUAGUAUAGCUAAUAGGAAUAAGCGCAGGAGAUUGUUAACUUAUCAUUUAGCUACUCCAGAAGAACCAGAAAGAAACAUGAUUAAUACAAAUAGUGUCACCGCACAGAGUAAGAAUAAUGUACUUAAUGAUUUUCAAUCGGAUAAUGCUUUCUUACAUAAUAUAAUGGAUGAUAAAACAACAACACUUCAUGCACCAUCAUUAAAGGAAACUAGAGAAUUGGAGGUAAAUAUUUUGAAGACAGUUAGAGAUUUGAAACGUUAUAAAGAACUUAAUAGUGAUGGUGAUGAUACUGAUCAAAAGGAACCUUUAGAUGUUGAUAAUAUUAUUAGUUUGUUGAGUAGAUCGUUAACUGCAGUUUCCCACUGGACUUUACAAUCUCAAUUAUCUUUGCUUUCAAAAGGAUCUGAAUUCAAAAAUACAGUAGCGACAACAAAUAAUUUCGAUAACUGUUUAAGAAGCCCUCCUAUAAUAUCUUCAAAACAAUCUCCAAAGCUAAUGGAACCUUUCAAUAGUAAAAAUGUAGAGAUACAAGGAUCAAUAAUAUUAAAUGACUCUCCAAUAAAUGAAGCCGAUACAAAAAUACAAAAAUCAAGUAAACCCAUAAAGAAAAGACCGUCACUUUCAGCAAAUGAUAAUCUGCUUACAAAUAAAUCUCCAAAGACAAUAAAAUUUAAUUAUAACAACUACUACAAUCUAAAAACAGUAAAUCAAAAAAUAGAAAAUAAAAUAAAGGUCAAGAAAAAUAUCAGUCCUUUCCAGACUCCAUGCAAUAUAAUUUUAAUGAAUUCACCACCAGGUGAAUUAGAAGAUAGUGACAAGGUUAGUAAGAAUACACACAAUAAUGGACAAUCCGAAUAUUUGCAUUUAAUAGAAUCAAACAAACCACAUCCAAGAAUGAGACGCACUAGUGACAAUCCAGCAAAAAAUGAGUACAUAAGGGUUUUUCAUUUAAAAAAAGUGAAAUCAUAA
Molecule: messenger RNA, 1116 nt
Organism: Tetrapisispora phaffii CBS 4417
Lineage: Eukaryota; Fungi; Ascomycota; Saccharomycetes; Saccharomycetales; Saccharomycetaceae
Exons: 1
Coding region: 1-1116 (371 amino acids)
Source: RefSeq, a predicted model, not a curated record